CCUACAUGUUUUACAGAAAUAUUAAUAAAAAUUGUAUAACAGUUUGAUAAAUAUGCACAUUACUGUAAAUAAAUUUAUUUAUCAAAACUCAUUAUAGAUCGACAUUCAAAAUGGACCAUAUAAGUCAAUAUAAUUGGUGCUUUUCACAACCUGACCUACAGUUUCUCAGAGUAGAGGACAUUGAAAAUAGUGUGACUGAAAAAAUUCUUCGUAACAAAUUCCGAGAUCCCUUGAUAUCAUCAAGUGAUUCUGACGAUGAGAAACCUUCUAUUGACUGGGAGAAAAUCUUCACCGAGAAACAAGCUGUGGACAAAUUCCGCAGGCUGUAUGUGCCAGGCUUAAGACAGGUGCCACAAUAUCCUAAGGUGUCAGCAAUCACUCAACAACAGCACUAUCAGUGUAUGAAAGUGCUCUGCCAUCAGAAUCCUAAUGUCCUUGAAUUGGAGUUCAUGCCGAGACCCACUAAAGGAGACUUCAGAGUGUUUGAAGAAAUAAAAGCUACAUAUGAAAAGGAACAAAAAGAGUAUCAAGAAUGGGCAAAGUCACUCUGGCUCACCAGCCAUUGUACCCGCGCCUUAAGACCAAAGCCACCCGUGGAAACUACUUAUGAAGCAAGAUUCAACAUGAAAGCCCACGAGUUUGUCUCAUAUCCCAGUAAUUAUAAAAUGGCUGCUCAAAUACCUCUAGACUUUGUUCAGUCUAGUGAACUCAUACAUGAUAAGGACUUAAUUAGUGUGAACAUAAAGGAUCUCCCGCAAAUACGAUGCGAGCCGCUGACCAAGCACCAGACUAUAAUGAAGCAUAUCCCUGUCCCCGAACCAUGUAACAAGCACAAGUGCAAGUUUGUACUGCCAAACGAGAAAUCAGUAACAGAGCUACCACUAACCGAAGUUCAGAGGGAACUGGCUCAGUAUGCUGCGGAUAAUAAUGCUCAGAUCAUAGCCACGGAGAGCGCUCUCAGAUGUCUGGUAGAGUUGGACCACAGCUGGAUGUUACCUGUUGCCGUGUGCGAGGUGUUUGGACCUGAUGGCGAUACAAAGAAAGUGGUAGUACUAGGUAGCGAUUUCGCUAUGCAGAAGGAAUCCGUACUCGUCAGAACAUAUAAGGCUUUUAAACUUCUAUUGGAACAUUUUUUGAUACCACCUUCGGAGAGAGGAAAACUCCUAAAUAGUCAGAACGAAACGAAACCAGAGAAUGUAACAACUGACAAACCCGUAAUUGACACAGGCUCAAGUGACGACGAGGAUAAUAAUAUGCUGUGUAUAGACGAAGCUGAAUUGCAAAUGGACGAUAGCGAUAGUGAGAACAAUUUAGUAAUUGACGAUAUGGACCCACAAAAUAUAGAAACGGAAGAAUUGAAUGGUCAAGCAGAAGAAAAAGAAGAGAAAGAUAAAGAAACAAAUACAAAUGUAGAUGAAGACAAGUCAGUUAAACAUACCAAAGAACGAAUAGGAAGGAAACAAAAUGACAAACCAAACAAGGAUGAAUUCUACAACUGUUGUUGUAAAGACACACAGUUCGAGAUGCCGCCGCGACGCUCGUACCGCAGGUGGCAGCUGCGGAGCGACACCGACACCUGCCACAUAAUAGUGCACUGCUCGCACCGGCUCAGGGACGAAAGCGGGGAGGUAGUAGUGGAGCCAAUACCGGAGUACCAGAUUGAUGUUGGCGCCAGCGAACUGUCCUCCGACCGAUCAGCUGCUCUGGCUCUAGCGCUGCGCCUACGUCCCGCCGCCACGCUGCUCACAGUGAGAGUGGACAACGCGACUGGUGACGUCAUCAGCUACGAGCGGCGCCGGCCGGCGGACGCGGACGCAACUGCGGCGCGACUCCACUCCGCAGUAACACAUCUCACGCAGCUCAACACGGGACAUUAUGUAUUGAAGCAUGAGCCAUCGCACGGCGCGAACGCUCUUCUGUACGCCACGUGCGGCGCGGGGGCGGAGCUAAGUCUAGUGCCGCAACGCGCGCCGCAGCCUGACGACGCGGCGCAGCUGCGAGUGCCGCCGACGUUAGCGCCAGUGCUGCUACCAGUACACAAGUUUCGCAAGCAGCUGCCGUGCGCUUUCAGUCCGUACGAGAAACAAGUUAAGCCGCCUCGACCGCAGCCGCGGCAGAAAACGCCGCCGCAAGCGAUUAAGUUGGACACGGGCACGGCGGCAGGCGGCAACAACAAGGUCUGCCGUAAAACCGACGUCGAGUAUAGCAUUACGUAACGUAUAGGUCCCAGCUUAUUGCACACGACCUAGUUGGGACAUUAUUAAGAAAGUUAUUGCUUAGGCUCAAUUUACACCGGCGCGGAAUGGAAACGUCAAUUUCGCCUAAUGACGCGAGAAUUCGCAGGAAUGCUCAAGACUUCCCUGGAAUGCUCGAGACUUCCCUGGAAUGCUUGAGACUUCCCGCGAAUUCCCAUGUCAUGAGGACAUUAAAUUGUUUAAUCUGUAUCUUUUAAUUGACUAGUUCGCGCCACUUCCCGCGGAUCCCACAGACGGCACCGGAGAAUUCUAGAGAAUUUCGCGGAAGACGCGUGCCCAAUUUUUUCGCUCGUAUUAAAUUUGUGUGUUAUACUGUUGAUAUAAAGUUCAUUAUGCUAUCUACAGUUUUGUUGCAAGUCGCUUCCGUUCCAUUCCGUGGCGGUAUAAAUUGAGCCUGACGUCAUUUCAAGUUGAU
Aricia agestis (brown argus) is the source of this 2670-nucleotide messenger RNA. Its product is annotated as protein transport protein Sec61 subunit gamma. Lineage: Eukaryota; Metazoa; Arthropoda; Insecta; Lepidoptera; Lycaenidae. Gene Ontology annotation, molecular function: transmembrane protein transporter activity. The coding region runs from base 111 to 2216 and encodes 701 amino acids. Gene Ontology annotation, cellular component: transcription elongation factor complex; Ssh1 translocon complex; membrane. Gene Ontology annotation, biological process: post-translational protein targeting to membrane, translocation; snRNA transcription by RNA polymerase II; snRNA transcription by RNA polymerase III. The record is from RefSeq and is a predicted model, not a curated record. The transcript has 15 exons.